AUGCAUCAACUGCUGAAUCUAGAGACAGAAGUAAAAUUUAGAAUAGAAAAACCAUCAAAAUUAAAAGAAUCAAAUAUCAAAAUUAAAGAAGAACCAGAAAUAGAAGAUCAUUCAAAUGACGCUGGAAAUAAACAAGAUGAUCAUUACAAAAAAAGAUUAUCUCCAAUACGAUAUAAAUUAAGAUCAUUACUUUUACCAAUUAUAAGAUAUGAAACUGAAAUAUUAUAUAAUUUACAAUCAAUUUUAAGAAAUCCAAUAUUUGAUUUUUAUUUUGCAUGGACAGCAAAUUUAGCAAGUCAUACAUUUUAUGUAUUAAUGUUACCACCAGCAAAUUGGUUUGGUGGAAGUAAAUUAGCAAGAGAUUUAGUUUAUGUAUUAGGAUUAGGAAUUUAUUUUACUGGAUUUUUAAAAGAUUAUUUUUGUUUACCAAGACCAAGAUCUCCUCCUUUACAUAGAAUUACUAUGUCAAGUUAUACAACUCAAGAAUAUGGCUUUCCUUCUAGUCAUUCUGCUAAUGCUACUGCUGUUACAUUAGUUGUUUUAACUAGUAUUAUAAAUUUAAAAGAAUCCAUAGAACCUUUUACUUAUUAUUCAUUAAUAAUAGGACUUUCAAUAUAUUAUAUUUCAUUAAUAUUUGGUAGAUUAUAUUGUGGAAUGCAUGGAUUUUUAGAUAUCUUUGUGGGAUCAUCAGUUGGGAUAUUAGUAUUUUUAUUUAGAUAUUAUUUAGGAAAAUCAUGGGAUGAUUUAUUAUUAGGUCAUGGAAUGACAUUUGGUAUAUUUGCAAUAAUUGGAAUAUUUUUAUAUUUAAUUCAUAUUUAUUCUGAACCAGUUGAUGAUUGUCCUUGUUUUGAUGAUUCUGUUGCGUUUGUUGGAGUUUUAAUUGGGUUAGAUAUGAGUCAUUUGAUUGCUCGUUCAACUAAACAUUUUUAUAAUUUAAAUACUUUUGGUGAUUAUUAUCUUAUACCAUUUAGUAUAGAACUGGGAUUUUUAAAGAUUGGAUUAAGAUUUAUAACAGGAGUUACAUUAGUUGUCAUAUGGAAAACAAUUUCAAAACCUAUAAUAUUUACAAUUUUACCACCAAUUUAUAAAUUUAUUGGAGUUUAUUUACCAAGAAAAAAUUAUAUUUCAACAGCUCAUACAAGUCAAACUUAUAGAAAUAUUAGAUCAACCUCAAUAUCAAAUGAUGUAUCACAAAUUGGUAAUAUAAAUAAUUUUAUAAAAGGAGUUUCAGAUAGACAAAAAUUAGAUAAUGUUGGACCAAGUAGUGAUAUAGAUUAUUAUGAAAUGAUUGAUUAUAAUAGAUCAAAUGAUUCAACAAAUUCAUCAUUAGAUCCAGAAAAAUAUAAUUUUAAAAGUGGAGUAUUUAAAUAUCGUUAUGAUGUUGAAAUUAUUGGUCGACUAAUUGUAUAUGCUGGAGUUUCAAUGACUGCAAUAUGGGGAUUUUAUUAUGUUUCAAAUUACUUAAAUAUAUAG
This is a messenger RNA of Lodderomyces pseudojiufengensis, 1473 nucleotides long. Its product is annotated as sphinganine kinase. Gene Ontology annotation, cellular component: endoplasmic reticulum membrane. The coding region runs from base 1 to 1473 and encodes 490 amino acids. Gene Ontology annotation, molecular function: sphingosine-1-phosphate phosphatase activity. NCBI's taxonomy places the organism in Eukaryota, Fungi, Ascomycota, Pichiomycetes, Serinales, Debaryomycetaceae. The transcript has a single exon. The record is from RefSeq and is a predicted model, not a curated record.